Molecule: messenger RNA, 387 nt
Organism: Schistosoma mattheei
Lineage: Eukaryota; Metazoa; Platyhelminthes; Trematoda; Strigeidida; Schistosomatidae
Source: the annotation of a GenBank genome assembly
AUGCUGAUAUCGAAAACAUUCAUUUGUAGAUCAUUUCAAAUCAAUGCAACCCGUGCUUAUAGGUUGUCGAAAGAAUUGGUGGAAAGUGGUGAGUCAGCUAUAACUCUUUCUCCCGAUGGAGCAGUCGUCGUUUGUUGGCAUCCAGUCAGAAAAGUUCCUUAUGAGUGUACUAAACCUAUUUCACAUAACAUUAAAUCGCUACGUACUCCAACUUCUCCUCUAAAAAUCAAUGUACCCGAUACAAUCAUCAAAAAUUCUGCAGAGCCUACUGUAGUAGAACUUUCAAAAGCUUUCGGUGUUCCAUGGUUUCAUUUUCGACCUAGGAGAAGUCAAAAAUCUCGUUCACCUUACUUUUGGGCCCCACUUAAAGAACGAAAUAACUUGUAA